Messenger RNA from Penicillium oxalicum, 954 nucleotides. RefSeq lists its product as uncharacterized. The record is from RefSeq and is a predicted model, not a curated record. Lineage: Eukaryota; Fungi; Ascomycota; Eurotiomycetes; Eurotiales; Aspergillaceae. Bases 1 to 954 code for a protein of 317 amino acids. The transcript is spliced from 2 exons.
AUGAUGUCGUCAUCAUUCGGACCAGGCCUGACUCGACGAGAUACCAAUAAAUCCACCGGUGGUUACGAGCCGUCUCUCGGGGGAAUCCCUCCGGUGUCGAGCGGCGGAGGGCCGUUCGGGCCUCAGAGUGCCAGUGCGAUCUACCAGCAGAUUCACGACAUGUCAGCGAAGCGGAUAUCAACGUUGAAUUAUUUAAGAAAGGCUCUGGAAGGGCGUGUAUACUGGUUCAAUACCGUCCACUUCUCCCGAACCGACAUUAACCGACUUCCCUACUUUGAACCUCGCAAACUCGCCCGUCGAGCAGUCAACUACCUCCUCCUCGGCAUCUCCCUCCCUCUCAUUCUCGACGUCAACACCAGUCCCCUCGAGUACCUGAAAGCUCUCAAUGCAUUGCUCCUCGAAUUCGAAGCCUUUCAACAAAUCCACCCCCCAGACGGAACAUCCUCCUCGAGUCUCGCCCGAGCACGCAUUCCGCAGAUGUUCAAGCGGGCAGCGCAUGCAGGCACCAAGACCCGCCGGGCGAGUUCGGCAACGGAGAUCGGCUUGCCCAUGCAGACCAGUGAUCCGAGCGAUCUGAAGAGCGCGGCGGCAAAUUCCACAUCGAGUGCGGCGGCCUCGGUCAUCUCGUUUGCCUUGACCGAAUCAUCGGACCUGUUGCCGGGCGAGGAGUACACAUACUUGCUGACGCCGUCGUUGCCAUUUGAGCCGGAUUUCUUCGAGACGUUUGCAACGCUGUGUGAUGUCUUGAUUGAUUGCUACAGUCGCAUCACGGCCCUGGUCCCGUCACCCUCGGUCUGUACGGUGACGGGGGAGGCGUUUUCCAAGGCGGAUGCCAAGUUGCGCAAGAUCAUGGUGGCCGGGGCGGUGCGCGAGUUUGAAGAUGCCAGCCGGAAUGGGGUGAAGAAUGAGUUGGCCGGCGUGAGUCGGGUUGUGCUCGGAGGACUAUUGGGUUGA